Drosophila bipectinata is the source of this 5137-nucleotide messenger RNA. RefSeq names its product ATP-binding cassette sub-family A member 17. The record is from RefSeq and is a predicted model, not a curated record. Gene Ontology annotation, cellular component: membrane; intracellular membrane-bounded organelle. NCBI's taxonomy places the organism in Eukaryota, Metazoa, Arthropoda, Insecta, Diptera, Drosophilidae. Gene Ontology annotation, molecular function: ABC-type transporter activity; ATP binding; ATP hydrolysis activity. Gene Ontology annotation, biological process: lipid transport; transmembrane transport.
AACGUAUCAAAUUGCACCGAUUGAAACUUUCUUCAAAAAAAAAAAUAUUCAAUAAAAAAUACAAUUUAUAAACCUUGCACCUUGGUGUAAGAAGUUUUGUUGUGUGCACGGAUACCCGGAUAAAUUAAUAAAAAUAUUAGACCAGAUUUUGAAAACAAUGCCGGCCACUACGGGUCUUCUGUUCAAGCGCUACGUACGCAUCGAAUUGAACCUAUGGCGUCGUACUCUCUUCGAAGCUGUGACCCUGAUUAUCAUGGUAUUAGUUAUACUACUAAAUCCCAUUGCCCAUUCCAAGCGUCUUCUUUACAAUCGCCGAGAGGCCACCAACGAACAGAGUAUCGUCUCCCACAAGCUGGAGGAUAUUAGUAUUCUUACUCAAUUGGCCGAUUCGAAGCGCGAGAAAACCAAAUAUAUCCUGGCCUAUGCACCCAGUGUACCGUUCGCCAGAGAUAUUACCGAAAAGGUGGCGAAAACUUUGGAACUUAAUGCCACCGUUGGCUUUAGCAGCUCCGAUCAAAUGGAGGAUCAGUUCGAUGAACGAACCACAUUGGCCGGAAUUGUCUAUUAUAAUGUAGAGACCGAGGGUACACCCCUAAAGCUAUCCUUGUCGAUACGCUUUCCCAGUGAAUUUCGUACCAUUCUUCCGUUUCUCACCGAGAAUCGUCUCUGGUUGACACGCUGCUCUGGUCGAAUUAAUGAGGGACGGGAUCGAGUUAGCGAUCAGGAUAAGGAACAGGAUAUAUAUAUACGCGAAGGAUUUCUACAGCUACAACAUCAGAUAUUCACAGAAUGGUAUCAUCGGCUACGAAACGAAAUCGAUACCGAUUAUCCAGAACCGAAUGUUGAAGUAUAUAAUAUAUUGCAGAAGGCAGCCGAUGAAACGUGCUCGUCAAUGAAUAUGCACCGUUUGCCAACAUUUCUUUAUAACUUUUUAUACCUAUUACCAUUUUUGAACAUUAUAAGAAAUGUGGCUGCCCAAGUGGAAGAUGGUGUUAUGGUUCAUCAAUGGCACUAUGGAUAUUCCUUUGGGAUUCAAUGGUGUCUCAAGUUUUUGGUUUUAUUUAUUCGAAUGCUUUGCUUUGACCUGAUAUUCAUUGGUAUUGUUGUGACUUUUUGGAUUUUUGGUGGAAGAGAAGGUGAACUUUCAGGUUGGGGUAUGUUAGGAUUUGUAUGCUUUAUGAUCGUCUAUACUGUGGAGUUUAUCAUAACCGGAAUGGUGGUGGCAAAGCUCUUUGCAAAUCCCAUCAAUGCCGUACUUUGUGGCCUGGUGUUGUGGAUAUUUAUGUACGCCGCAUUUUGCAUAAUAUUGGAACGGUAUUGGGACGCCCAUCAGUAUUACGUCUUUUUCGUUCUGGUGGCAUUUUUCAAUUGCCAAAUGCACUUUAGCAUGAACUUGUUCCGACUCUGUAUCGAAUCGCCCGAGGAUGUGAAGACCAUUGACUUUGUUGUCCUCUUCACAGCCGCCGUUAGCUCGGCCUUGAUCUAUCUGUUGAUCCUACUGGCCGCCCAAUGGAGAAUGCCCGGAAAGUUCCUCAGUCGCCGGAUCGUAAACAAUCGUCGCCGGAAACAAUCGAAAAGUGAUAAUGCCAUUCUGUAUUUGGGUCGAGCUCCGAGCUGGCAGAACUUUGAAUACGGCGAUGUGGGUUCUGUGGAAAUGAUGCGACUCCGACAUGUUAGUACUGCCCAUCGGGACUCGGAACGUAAGAUUUUGAAGAACAUUUCGAUGAGAAUUUACAAGGGAGAGGUCUAUGCUAUGCUCGGACACAUUGGAUCCGGAAAACUGACCGUACUCCGGGUGAUGGCGGGCCUGAAGUUUCCACUGAAGGGCUCGGUGACGGUUAUGGGCAAACCCUUUGGUCCCAAGGAGGCGUCCCGCCACAUGGUCGACUUCCGUUUCGAUGAACACGGCCUGAAUAAACAUCUCACAGUCGAGCAGACCAUCGACUAUCAUGUUCGACUGAAGCUACGGCCCUCGGAUAUGGAUCGCUUUCUGAUCGAAAAGCGAAAGUGGCUGGGCAUUUUGGAUCAGCAUGUCGAAAGCCGACGAGCAAGGAUUGGACAAUUGAGUUUCGGAUCUCAGAGAUUGGUGGCUUUGUGCGUAUGCCUGGCCGGUGACACUAAGAUCAUUGUACUGGAGGAGCCCACCCUGGGACUGACCGGACGAGAGGCGCAGAUCUUUUGGUCGAUUGUCAUCAGUGAGAAGGAGAACAGAUCGUUUGUGAUGGGCACCUAUAGUGUGGGGGAGGCGGAACAUAUUGCCGAUCGGAUUGGAAUCCUUAGUAUGGGUGUCCUGGAGGCCAGUGGAACACCAUUCUUUUUGCGAGCUAAAUUCAGCAGCACCGUGGAUUUGGUCAUCAUCAAGAAACCUCAUGUACCGGAUCAGCCCAUUACCGAUUUCAUUAAUCAAUUCCUAACAAACGUGGAGCCUGACAAUGAGAUAGGUGAUACUUUGACCUAUCGAUUGCCCGUCAAGUAUCGUCCAAGAUUGCAGAAACUUUUGAUUCAUUUGGAAAUCGAUCGGAAAAAGUUGGGAAUUGAAAAUGUACGAGUUGUGGGCGCAGAACUGUCCGAUAUUUAUAUGAAAUUGGCAACAUCUUUUCGAUUACAACAGCAAAUUAUACCCGAUGUCACUCAAACAUUUAAAUACCAAGUGGUUUCCAAAAAACACUUGGCCAGACAACGAAUGCGAGCCAUGUUCUAUAAAAAGAUGAUCCACACAGCGCCCAAUGUCUGGCCGAUAAUUAUGAUUAUUACCAGCUUUAUACUAAUCGCCAUUAUAGCCCGAUUAUCGGUUAUGCUAAACGUACCAAAGGAGCGAAUGAAUGAAAUUAAAUUGGCCUAUGAUCAUGAGAAGGAUGAAACUAUUGAUAAUAUUCCCGAUCUCAAUGAAUGUGGUUAUAUUAACAUAAAAUCAGUUAGCCGAAACAAGAAUAAUAUAAAGGAGUCGCUCUCGAAGCUCUUCAACAAGGACUCCCUAGUCUGUGAAAAGGGAAGUUAUCGCAAUGAUUUGAAGAAAAAGGAUGGACUGGCCAGUAUGGGGGCUGUGGAGGCGGAUGGGGAACAGGAUAUAAAUGGUUAUAUAAGUCAGGAUAUUUUCCAUUCGGCUCCAGUGAUGCUAAAUCUAUUGCAUAAUAUUAUAUUGAAACUUUCCUAUCCGGAUAGAAAUGACAUAGUUUCCCUGGUCAAUAACCAUCCAAUGCCCACCCAACUCUCGAUGAAAAUCAAUCUGCUGGACAACAAGAUCGCCCACAUCCAAGCCCCCUUGGUUAUUGGAUGCAUUCUGCCAUUGACUAUAUCCGUAUUCGUAAUCCCCCUGGUCGAGGAGGAGGUCUACAAGCUAAGAUUCCUCCAGCAUAUGGCUGGAUUGGGUCUGAAAAUAUUCUGGGGCAUUAAUUUGUUCUGGGAUUGGUUCACUUUUUUCAUCUAUUCGAUCAUUAUUGUGGUGAUAAUGAGUCUGGUGGGGAUUGGGGGCUUUGGAUUCUAUGAGAAUUCUCUACUCGUAAUGCUGAUGACAUUUUUUGGAUUGGCAGCACUACCGAUCACCUAUCUGGUGGCCAUGUAUGUCAACAAAUCGAUGAUGCGAGCAUUUCUCGUUUCCGUCUUGGUCCAUGGAGGAUCGGGCAUUGUCCUAUAUAUCAUCUACUGGGAUGUGGCCAACAGCAAUGAUAUAUUCUUUUAUGGAGCAUGUCUCUCACCGGGAUUUUCGCUACUGGAUGGCAUUAGUAAUAUAUAUACACAGUCAUUGGAACAGGAACUAUGUCGUUCCAAAUGCGAGGCACAUGCUAGUUGCACUCCUGAGAAUAUGCACGAGGUGGUGCCUCAUUGUCGCUUUGAUACCUACUUUAAAUGGAUGUCUCCGGGAAUACUUCCGGCUAUUUUCUUCAUGACAGUCACUUCCAUUAUUUCCUUGUGUCUUAUAUUUUGGAUUGAAUUACAUCGCCGCGAGAAGAAGUUUCAUUCAUCGAGAGAUCUUCAUAAAAUGCGUACUGCUGCAUAUCCUUUCGAUGAUGGCGAUGUGGCGGAUGUGAAACUAAAAAUUGCCGAAGCUGAUAUGACAAAAUGCAAGCAAUCUGUAUUUUUGGUGGAUCAAGUAGAGGCUCGUGUUCCUCCGACUGGAAAUAGGAUUAAUACAGUAUCAUUUGCUCUAAAUAAAUACAUGAGCAUGGGCGUUUAUGGACCCAGAAAUUGUGGCAAAAGUCAUCUAAUCCGCCAAUUGGUUGGCAAAGAGGGUUUCGCCUUUGGAGAGAUUUACGUCCGUGGUCUGGACUUCAAGUACGAUCUGGAAAGUAUUCACACCUACAUGGGCUAUUGUCCGCAACACGGAGGACUCCUCAAGGAGCUGACACCCAGGGAGCACAUCCGUUUGCUGUGCAUGAUUCGCGGUGUUCCCGACAAGAAGAUCGGUGAGAAAAUGCAUGAUCUAUGCCUCAUGCUGAACAUGACCGGAUGGAUGCAUCGAAAGUGCGGCCUCUUGACGGCCGAAAAGCGCCAAAAGGUGAAAAUAGCCUUGGCUUUGGUGGCCUACAAUAAGAUUUUGGUGUUCGAUGAACCCACCCGGGGAAUGCCUUCGACGACACGUCGUGAAAUCUGGAAUAUCUUGAGAUAUUUGCGUUAUUGCGGCAAGACCAUCAUUUUUGCCACAAACGAUGAACUGGAGUGCAAGGUCCUGGCCGAUUUCAUUAUCCUGUUCAGCGACAGCGAAAUGUUGGCCAUCGGUAGUCUUCAGUACUUGCGAUAUAAGUAUAGUCAUGGUUUCUAUUUGGAAGUACGCCUUAUUCGGGAUGGAGUCACAGUCGCCGAAUCGGAGGAGAAUCUGCGCAAAGAUGUGGAGAAUCUGGCCAAGUUUGUCAACUUUUUGCAUAAUAGAUCGGAGUUGGUUGGCCGCCUUCAUAAUUGGUUCAAAUACUAUAUCCCCGUGGGCCAUAUUGUCUACUCCUUUUUAUAUGGCGCCAUGGAGAAGAACAAGAUCCGGCUGAACGUCUCCGAUUACUGCAUCUACCAGGCGGACAUGAACAAUGUGGUGGCCCAGGUCCAAAUAACCCGGGCGGAGCUCAAGUAUCGCCUCAACCAAUUGGAGGGACAAAUGCUCGAUCAGGCUCCCAAAUAUCGAAAGGGGAAGAAAGGAAAAAAAUUCUAG